This is a messenger RNA of Mus pahari (shrew mouse), 4679 nucleotides long. RefSeq names its product solute carrier family 39 member 14 (gene Slc39a14). The transcript has 10 exons. Gene Ontology annotation, molecular function: zinc ion transmembrane transporter activity. Gene Ontology annotation, cellular component: membrane. The record is from RefSeq and is a predicted model, not a curated record. Gene Ontology annotation, biological process: zinc ion import across plasma membrane; intracellular zinc ion homeostasis. Lineage: Eukaryota; Metazoa; Chordata; Mammalia; Rodentia; Muridae. The coding region runs from base 175 to 1644 and encodes 489 amino acids.
GGGGGGGGGGGUGCCUGGAUAGUGAGGCUGCGUGGGCCCGACUGCCGGCUGGAGGACAUCAGUCUCCAGGCUACUUAAUAUCCUGAGUGGAACCCCUGUUUGGCUCAGUUUGACCAGGUAAACCUUGAGCUGCACACCAGCCUUGGCCUCACCGUCCUGGUAUCCGUGGUCACCAUGAAGCGGCUGCACCCAGCCCUCCCUAGCUGCCUUCUGUUGGUGCUGUUUGGUAUAUGGAGAACUGCCCCCCAGACUCAUGCCUCGUCUGCUGGCCUGCCACCCCUCAGUGCCACCUCCUUCCUGGAAGAUCUCAUGGAUCGCUAUGGAAAGAAUGACAGCCUUACCCUGACACAGCUGAAGUCCCUGCUGGACCACCUGCAUGUGGGAGUGGGCCGGGAUAAUGUUUCCCAUCCCAAGGAAGGACCCAGGAACCUCUCCACGUGCUUUAGCUCUAGAGCCCUCUUUGUGGCCCACAACUUGAGCGAGCGAUCUCAGAUCGGGAUGAGUGAGUUCCAGGAGUUCUGCCCCACCAUCCUCCAGCAGCUGGAUUCCCAGGCCUGCACCUCAGAAAACCAGAAGUCUGAGGAAAAUGAACAGACAGAGGAGGGGAAGCCAAGUGCCAUUGAAGUAUGGGGGUACGGUUUCCUCUGCGUUACCGUCAUCUCCCUCUGCUCCCUCAUGGGGGCCAGCGUGGUGCCCUUCAUGAAGAAGACUUUUUACAAGAGGCUGCUGCUCUACUUCAUAGCCUUGGCGAUUGGAACCCUCUACUCCAACGCCCUCUUCCAGCUCAUCCCAGAGGCUUUUGGCUUCAACCCUCAGGACAAUUAUGUCUCCAAGUCUGCAGUAGUGUUUGGGGGUUUCUACCUUUUCUUUUUCACAGAAAAGAUCCUGAAGAUGCUCCUGAAGCAGAAAAACGAGCACCAUCAUGGCCAUAACCAUUUUACCUCCGAGACACUUCCUUCCAAGAAGGACCAGGAGGAGGGUGUGACGGAGAAGCUACAGAACGGGGACCUGGAUCACAUGAUCCCUCAGCACUGCAGCGGCGAGCUGGAUGGCAAGGUGCCUGGCACGGACGAGAAGGUCAUCGUCAACUCCAUGUCUGUGCAGGACCUGCAGGCGUCCCAGAGUGCUUGCUACUGGCUCAAGGGGGUCCGCUACUCUGAUAUCGGGACCUUGGCCUGGAUGAUCACCCUGAGCGACGGGCUCCACAAUUUCAUCGAUGGCCUGGCUAUUGGUGCCUCCUUCACUGUGUCUGUCUUCCAAGGCAUCAGCACGUCAGUGGCCAUUCUCUGUGAGGAAUUCCCUCACGAGCUGGGAGACUUUGUCAUCCUGCUCAAUGCUGGCAUGAGCAUCCAGCAGGCUCUCUUCUUCAACUUCCUCUCUGCCUGCUGCUGCUAUUUGGGUCUGGCCUUUGGCAUCCUGGCUGGCAGCCACUUCUCUGCAAACUGGAUUUUUGCGCUGGCUGGAGGAAUGUUCUUGUAUAUUGCCCUAGCCGAUAUGUUCCCUGAGAUGAAUGAAGUCUGCCAGGAGGACGAGAAGAAAGACAGCUUUUUGGUCCCCUUUGUCAUCCAGAAUCUUGGCCUCCUAACCGGCUUCUCCAUUAUGCUGGUCCUCACAAUGUAUUCAGGGCAGAUUCAGAUCGGGUAGGACCCUGCCAGUGGGAAGCCAGUGGCAUUGGACAUCGGGCUCUGGGCCCCCAUCUGGUCCCUGGCCCGAGGACUCAGCAUCCACGAAGCAUCAUGGGAAAGGCAGCUCUUUAAACCCUGGCACAAACUGUCUGCCUGCAUGCAGACAUCAGCUGUCUCAAAUGCUCUGUCCUAGGAAGAAGCUGCCCUGGGAAUCUCUAGAUAGUGCCUCGAACCGUUGUCUCCUGACCCUUUCCACUGAUGGUUCUGGAACUGAAAUGCCACAUGUAGGACAUGCUUCCCUUUUCCUUCUGGUCACCCUCCUCCCUUUCUCUUGGAAGAAGCACUGAGAGAUGUGGAAUCUUUUGCAAUGUAAAAACGAAGCCAGUGGUCAUGGUUUGAUUAGAAAUAUCAGUGUGACUCCCAGCUUUGGGGCCUGUGAUUCUAAAUGUGUGUACCCAGGAUUUCAGGUCGGUCCAUCUUGGCAUGGGUUCUCAUGUUUUUACAGAGAAGAGGGCAGAAGACAAGGCUCCUGUGUUUUUCAGUCUGUUAACUCUUCUCUGAUGAGUGUGGCAGGCAGAGGGGCAGAGGAUUGCCUGAGUGAGGAGGAUGUAGAACAAGUGAUGGAUGUCCUGUCUCCGUGAUACUAGGUUUCCACCAGGAUGCUGUGUGCGUGUUGCUUGCAGCAUCUGGAGUCACACAAUCAUCCAGGGAGCCACUGUGGACAUUCUCUGGAGUGGCAGGAGGUCCGCUGAAUCAGUUGGUUUUGCCCUGAUCCUCACGCCUUCCUAUUGGCUUCCUUUGUCUAGUUAACUUUGUAGAUGCCUCACUAGGAUGCCUCACAGUCAGAGCACAUUUAAAGGUGUUUGCAUUAGGAAGGAAACUGCACAAAUCAAUCUCCCCUGGUCAAGACCUCUGUCCAGUAGAACCUGACUUAUAAAACCGGCACACAGUUGUUUAUGCCUUUUUAUGACCAAGGUAAUUGGGAAUGGAGUCAUUGCAGGCCAGACUUAGGACUUGCUAAUUGCAGAAAUAAUAGUUGAAUAUCAUGGGACUCUGGACCUUGAGGUCAAAUCUUGAGGUCAGGACUGCAGAUGUCAUUGCUGCCGAUGGAUUUUAAAGGACACUGUCUAGCUACCACUUCCUUUCCAGUCCCAGACAACAAGAUUGAAUACUGAAAAAAAAAAAACAGAUGCUUGACAUUUCACACCACAAGCCAGCCUCAGGCGCUGUGCAGCCCCCUCCUCAGAACUCUGGCUUCCAGGGGAGCUAAUCUCCAGGUUCACUAAGUGAAUUAAUUUUUUAUUAUCAUAUUGAUACAUGGAUCCCUUAGCCACUUUGGGGAGCCAGUCUCUCCCGGAGCCUUUCUUAGUGGUGCCCACAGUCACAGCCCAGGAGCCAUUGUUUGCAUGACUUAGAGUACUGAAUCAUUGCCAAUGCCGGAGUCUUUCUGUUCUUACCACAGGAAAACUGUCCAUUAAAAGCAGCAUAUAUAUAUAUAUAUAUAUAUAUAUAUAUAUAUAUAUAUAUAUAUAUGCUUGUAUGUGUGUGUGUUCAUUCUUGUUUUUCUUGGGGAAACAUGCUUGAAACCAGGAAUCCUGAGAACACAACUGGGGAAAACAUAGAAAUUUGCUCAGUUUCUCUCCCUGGUCUUGCCUCUUACCUUUGAGAAAAGGCAGCAGGAAGAGGAACCUUCAGCAAUCAAGGUACUAGAUUGAAAGUCAGGACCAGGUCCUGGUAGGCUUAGGGUCCAGUUUUACCAAAGAACCAGUCCCUUCAAUGUUAGAAGUUAAGCUUUAUGUUACCGUCAUGGUUGUUAGUGUUUGAAGGCCAGUCUCAUCUUCUCUGUUUUAUUUCUCCUACAACUGCUUCAGGAGGUAGCAGAAAUUGACACUCAAAAUGUAAGACUGAGCAGGCCAUGUGGCUCGUACCUGUAAUCUCAGCACCUAGGAGGCAGAGUCAGCAGGCUCAAGUUUUAUACCAGCCUGGGCUUCAUAGUGAAGAGCAGGCCAGUCUGGGCUACAUAGCAAGCUCCGGUGUCAGCAAAACAAAAUGAAGAUAAAAACGUAAAAUUUAAGAUUGUAGGUCUGAGGGUGUGGCUCAGUGGUAGCACUUUUUUUUGUCCAGUGUGUAUGUGACACCCUGAAUGUCAUUCCCAGCACCACCACAGCCCCUCCCCACAAAGGUUGAAAGAUUCUGCUUUACCUAGUUCAUGCAUUAUAUUUCUAACUUUAGAAGCUUCCCCAGAUCCUGUCCUUCCUUAAGUACCCUUCUGCUGGAGUAGGAUGGUGGCUUAGUUUGUUUAAAAGAGCUUAAAAAGAGUCUUAAACAUGAGAUAGAGUGUCUGCCAUGCACUCUUCCCAUGAACUCAAGAACUUUGAGGAAAUCCUGGGGCUUCUUCAGGGUGGAGGGCAGCAUCAGUCAGACGCAGGUGGGCGUGGGAGCCACGCUCCAGUCGUCCAGCUGAUUAUCCAUUGCUGUUGGCGACAGAUUUGCCCCAUGAGUUGAAAAUGUGGCCAUUGACCUUUUUUGACGUUUAAAUGUUGAACUUGCUGUUUUAAGCAUCUGUACAUAUAAGAGGUUGAAGGGGCUACAGGCCCUUAGCAGACACUUCUCCUCUGGCCUUACUGCCCAUAGCUUCUGUUCCCUGUUAACAUAGCAAGGAAAGUGCUUGUCACACAGAGGAGCCCUUGGGUUCUGUCACUGGAGCACCUCAUCUCUGACCUCACCUUCAGUCCUCCAUCCCUGCCCUCCAAUACUUAGGGUCUGCAGGGGGAGCACUCCCCGGUACCCUUCACCUGGGUUUUAAAAGGCUUCUCUCUCUGGACCACCUAGGAUCCAGUUUUAGUGAACCCUCUUCCAAAGAGAUGCAGAUAAGCUGGAUGAUUUUUUUGCAUAAAGAAAGAGGAUUUUACUCAUAGUUCCCUUUACAGUUCCAUCACAGUAUUUUUUUAAAUAACUCAGGUGUUAUGAGAAUUAGAAAAUAAAAUAAUUUAUGUCAUGUGAACUGUAAAUGUUUUAUUUGUAAGAUUCUAUGAAUAAAGCUAUAUUCUGUAA